AAAGGCUGUUGAAAUUCAAGAAGAUGCAAAUACCAGUACCUGGCCUCUAUGCAGGGUGAAACGAAUCUGGAAGAGCAGUUCACAGAUGGGUAUGAGCUCGUUCGAAGAAAUUGGAUCAGGAGGGAGACAAGCGAAUGUUAUUGGCCUGAUGUCCUUUCCACAAAACAUUACGACAGGGCAGUGGAAGCGAUGGAAGACCCGAAACCAUCAUGGAAAACAUUUUGCAUAAAGAAAAUAAUAGCCAGAGCAAAAUCAUUCGGAAGAGGAAAAGAAAAAUUGAAAGAAGCAGCCACCAGAUCUGAUUUAUCAAUGGAUGCUGAUAAUGCAAUGAUGGCAAAAAUAACAAGGCAUUCAAGGGCCAUAAAGCGGCCUUACACGUCCUCAUCAUCAGAAUGUAAUGAUGAUGAUGAUGAUGAUGAUGACAAUCCAAUUCCACCAUUGCCAAAAAUUCCUGACAAUAUUACUCAAGAAAAAGUGCCAAAAAGAAGCGUAGAGGAACCUCCAGUAAAAAAUAGAAAAAAAAGAAUUAGCAUCUUCAAAUUUGUGUAGACCUGCAAGUGUUGCAGAAAGCCCUAAAGAGUGAAUUGUCUGAUCGUGUGGAAGUGAUCAAGCUUCCCAGUGCAGUGAGCAAUGGUCGAGACACUCCAGUCAACUAUACAGGCGCAGAAAUGGAUGCUCCUCUCAAUUUUUCAUUGAAGCCAUUCUCGUAUCCUGUUCCUUGCGAUAAUAACACACUUCAGUCGCUGUCAUCGUUAUCCCAGUCUCUGGGUACUCCGCCCCCUGAUAGAGUUUCAUGAAACAAUCCACAUGUGUUCUGCAGAAUCGCUAUAAGAGUCAUGUAGUUUUUUGAAUAAUAGAGCCUUAUUAUAAACUAA
Molecule: messenger RNA, 875 nt
Organism: Nilaparvata lugens (brown planthopper)
Lineage: Eukaryota; Metazoa; Arthropoda; Insecta; Hemiptera; Delphacidae
Exons: 4
Coding region: 49-549 (166 amino acids)
Source: RefSeq, a predicted model, not a curated record